Molecule: messenger RNA, 600 nt
Organism: Lathyrus oleraceus (garden pea)
Lineage: Eukaryota; Viridiplantae; Streptophyta; Magnoliopsida; Fabales; Fabaceae
Exons: 1
Coding region: 1-600 (199 amino acids)
Source: RefSeq, a predicted model, not a curated record
AUGAAUAAAGUGACAAUUAUAAUAAAUGGUUCAGAUACCAAAACAGACAAGAGAGGAAGAAGUGACAAAGUAAUAUUUUGUUGUGAUAAAGGUGGAAAAUACAAAGAAGGAGAUAGUGUAACACAAAGUGCUACUAAGAAAUGUGGUUGUCCAUUCAAAAUUAGAUCAACACCGUCAAAAGAUGAUUAUGGUUGGAAGAUUGAUGUAAAAUGUGGAUUUCUCAACCAUGGCUUACCAGAUAGAUUUGAAGGUCCUUCGUUUGUAGGUCGACUAAAUGCUGAUGAACAAUUUGACAAAAUGUCAUGUUCCACCAAGACACGUACUAUUUUUAUUGCAAGAGCUAGAUCCAGAGAAUGUGAUUCGGGGAUCACGCAAAUAUAUAAACAUAAGAGUAAGAUUCAGAUAGACAUCAUGGGUCCUAGAACGGAAAUGCAACAUUUGUUUAAGCUGAUAGAGGAUUCAGAUUAUGUUUACUGGAAUAGAAAAAAAGACGAGUUAGAAGUUGUGAGAGAUAUCUCCUGGGCCCAUCCAGAAUCAGUGAAAUUGUUGAAUACGUUUCCUAAUGUGUUGAUUAUGUUUCCAAAAUAUGUUAGAUUAUAA